Messenger RNA from Lineus longissimus, 1923 nucleotides. RefSeq names its product probable G-protein coupled receptor B0563.6. The transcript is spliced from 3 exons. The record is from RefSeq and is a predicted model, not a curated record. Gene Ontology annotation, molecular function: G protein-coupled receptor activity. Gene Ontology annotation, biological process: G protein-coupled receptor signaling pathway. Bases 513 to 1574 code for a protein of 353 amino acids. Gene Ontology annotation, cellular component: plasma membrane. Lineage: Eukaryota; Metazoa; Nemertea; Pilidiophora; Heteronemertea; Lineidae.
UCACAUCAGAGGAAAUGAAACGUUAAGCCUCAUCUCAGUGUUCCAUGAAACAUGGUACGGAUAUCAUUGACUGCUCAAAACAACGAAAUACUGGAGGGAUGACAUUCGAUAGAUUCGAGAAUGAGAUAUAGACAUCACCAACAAAGUUAGAAUUUGGACGAAGAAGACUGGUCGGUUAUUUCUGGUAUCUGGUUUCUAAAAACUUAAAUAUAUCUGAUAUAUAACAAAACAAGAUCCUUAUAACGGGCAUGCAUUAAAUCAUUUUUCUGAAGUUUUUAGACGUUCGAGACAUGAUAUAGAAUGACUGAAUCAAGAUUUUACAUCUAAUUCCUGGUUCGUCAUCAAUCAUCCUGUCAACGGUUGCAACUUAAGUUUAGUGGCCUGCUGACCUGUUUUGAGGAGCUGAGUGACUACAUUCCGCAGUGCAAUUGAAAGCGUUUCUAAAGCAGACUAUAAGUCACCAGUUUACUCAAAGAAUACCUGAGAGGAAGACCAUACAAACGCAACAAACAAUGGCUAACACAGUUCAUAACCUUCGCACAAUGGAGCAGAUUCUCAGUACAGACAACACAACUAAGACAAGAGACAUCUCAACUUCACAAGAUUACCCUCUCCUGCAGAUGGUUCUGGUUGGUUUGAUGCACUGGCCUUAUGUCGUUUUUGUCCCACUGGGCGUUGUAGGGAACAUGAUAUCAUUCCUGAUUACGACCAAGAAGAGUAACAAAAACCUCAGCACUUGUGUGUAUAUGAGUGCGUUAUCUGUGGUGGACACAAUGAUCCUAAUAUCCGUCACAUCCCACCGCGUUAUCUUCGUACUUGGUCAGAGUGCAGUCAUUCAGUAUGGAAUUAACGAUGUCAUUUUCUUCUGGUACUGGUCGUACACAGCAGGAAUGUCCUCUGGCCUCUAUCUCGCUUACAUGAGUUUGGAUCGAGCAAUUGCAGUAACCUUCCCAUUGAAGGCUAAGACAUUCUGUACUACAUCAAGAGCCAAAAAGGCAGUCAGUAUGACUUUCUUCAUUCCAGCAAUUUUGAACGUGAACAUGUUUUUCACUUAUCAAGUCGAUAAAGAUAUUACAGGAUUUGACACGGCUUACUUGAAUUACCCAGAGGCGCUCUGGGUGGAGCAGGCUGUUAGCGCCUACAUGCUCACCGUUGGUACAAUCAUACCUUUUAUCAUUAUUAUGACAUGUAACAUUGUCAUAAUUGCAAGUGUACAAAAGGCGGGAAAAAGUAGAAACAAGAUGGCUGCUGGAGAAGAGGGUGGCACAUCGCAGGGGCGACAUCUGACAAGAAUGCUCAUCUUCGUAACUGUUGCUUACAUUGUCCUCUCGAUACCAAUGAGGUUAUUCGAAAUAGCAUUUUCUAUACCGGCGGUCAUUGAGAAAUAUGAUAUGAGUGACCCCUAUUGGCAAUUGUUGUUCAACGUGGAGUUAUGGAUUGUGACAGACUUGUGGAAUUUAAACUAUGCUGUGAAUUUCUAUCUUUAUUUUCUUGGUGGUGGUAAAAAGUAUAGAAACGAUGCUAAGCAAGUCUUUUUUAAAUUCUUUUCUUGCUCAACGAAAUACAUCAAAUAGAUGAACGAAAGUCAACUUAUGUCCAAAUCAGUUUCAAGCAGAACUAUUACCAGUGAAUUCGUUCAUGGACUUAUGCAACCGUCUAUGGCAAGCCAUUCGUCCAAUAACUAACCUGGUUUUCUUCUUUCGAAACUUAGUUUCAUGGAAGAAAACGUGGUUUUCUUCUAUGUUUCGAAGUUUAAGUUUUCGAAAGAAGAAAACCAGAUUUUACUGAAACCUAGUCUUUUUACCUCGUCUCCAACCCAACCUCUUCCCAGACGAACCAUGUGUUUUCUGGCAUAUGGAUUUAAAACCAGGUUAUGAAAGAAAUAACCUUGUCUUUUUUUUAUAAAAACUAGGUUUUGAUGAA